This is a messenger RNA of Kockovaella imperatae, 2423 nucleotides long. RefSeq lists its product as hypothetical. Lineage: Eukaryota; Fungi; Basidiomycota; Tremellomycetes; Tremellales; Cuniculitremaceae. The record is from RefSeq and is a predicted model, not a curated record. Bases 95 to 2254 code for a protein of 719 amino acids. The transcript is spliced from 5 exons.
CUUUCAUUCAACCCUCGGGAAUCCAACUAGUCACACAACAUGUCUGAAGCGGAUUCUGACGAAGCAAUUGAACAUCGAGUCUCAUUUAACUGCGAUGGAGUCCACUGUCAAGUGCUAUUCCAGCGAAGGAGACCCAUGGAUCAGUCACGAGCACGUCAUCGCAGGACGCGAUGCUAUUGCCCCUGACGGGCAGGUCCUCCCUGACUGGCUGACAUGGCGAGAGUAUUCUACUCUGACCGAUGGAGUGGAAGUCAGGACAUGGUCGAUCGUUCGGCUGCCCCAGACAUAUUACGGUCCAAGCAUACCUCUCGGCCAAGGUUGGACUUUUGGUGGACUUUCCAGCCCUGUGUCUGCCGCUGCGCAACCAGCGACCGUCGUGACGGCAUCCAGUUCAGGCUCCAUUCCUCCAUCGCCUUCGGGCCCCAGCUCCAGCCCACCAUUCUAUACAUUCUCGGCAACCUCAAAGAGCCUCGAUGCUACCGCCACUCCCUCAACCUCGACUUCGAUCCUAGCUCCAACAGCCUCAGCAGGUUCCUCCCUGCCUGUUUCCACGACAUCUCCUGCCAGCAUCCUCUCGCCUCAGUUCCCAUCCACGCGCCAGGUCCAAUCGGACACAUCCUCCUCUCCUGACCCCUCGAGCGCUGCCCAGGCAUCGAGGGAGACUGACAUUCCUCUGCUCCCGGCACUCCUCGUUCCGCUCCUGGCACUUCUCCUAAUUAGCGUAGGGGCUCUGUGGUACUUUGGAAGACGUCGGCAAGCUUUGAACAGCCAACCCCGACUCAAUCAACCGGGAUGGCUUCCAGCCUACUGGAGGAAAGAGGGACGGCAUCGCUACGAGAAGACAGUGGAGAAGCCUGAACCUUCCUAUGCGCCAGAUGGGCCUGCUGAACCCGAUGGACAGGGAGACACGCAAUCGCAGCCCACAUUUUAUGGUCCAGCCCCACCGCCACUGUCGCCAGUCCCAACGGAGCGAUCUGCUCUAUUAGCCGAGUUCACUCCUCAUCAUCAUCGCCAGCAUUCCCUCACCCCUUCAUCGCGGCGAGUGCACGACGACGAGCUCGCCGAGCUUGUCGCUCAAAAUCAUACACUCCUGGAACGGCUUACCCUCGGCCUCGGUCUGUCAUCCUCUCGCUCCUCCAGCCGGUGUGGCAGACCAGGCCGAGCCACAAGCGGAAAUACGGUCGAACGGCUUGGCAGUGCGGCAUAUCGACAGCUAGGUGACGGACCUCCGGUCGUCCAGACGCAAAAGUCGGUGAAUCGUACGAGUCAGUCACAAUCCGGUUCCGCUACGGGCAGCGGUAGUGGCAAUGGUGCUCAAGCCGACACCAGCGGUACAACAUCAGGGCCAAAUCCUCCUUCAGCGGGCUUCAGCGACAGGCUACUGUCCUUCCGGGUACCCGCGUCGUCGAAUUCGUCCCGUGGCUCCUAUAGACGAGGAGGGUCGACUAGCUCGAGAGCGAGUAGCGGUGGUACGCGAUCGACCGGUGACCUUGAUGGCGGAUGGUUUGCCAGUCGAUACGGACAAACACGGAUCGCGGGGGAGGCUACAGCGCCUGCUGGUCGGUUCGGAGAUCCCUCGACGUGGCCUUCCGCCAUCCAGGAAGACGACACGGGAGAUACUCCUAAUGAUCAGCCGCCUGCGCGUACCAACACGUCCUGGAUCUCCUCUAGUCGACUGGGAUUUCCUCAGCCUCCUCCUCGCGACGAGCAAAAGGCUCAUCACGCUGCCAAAGUUCUUCAACGCGGAAAGAGGGGAUACAGUCACGCCCCAUUGUCCGCUUUCGGAUCCAUGUCCCCCACGCCGCCCGCGUCGCUCGAGUCUGCCGAGCCACAUACAGGCUCAAAUCGACCAACAUCGGCGUCACGUUCAGCUCUGAGCCCCAUGAACGAUCUCUUCGUCACUACGCCGCCCGGCAGCGCUGGAUCUGCGGACCGACCUCACAGUUUCAUCGGAGAGCCGAUUGUAGACGUACGCGGCCUGGCCCAUCAGACUUGCUCUAAUGGAGCAUUCGACGAAUUUGGCGGACCUACAAGAAAGGAUUCUCGCGAGACGAACAUCACAUCUGCGAAUUCGGAGAUUGGUCGGUCUGAAAACGCCUCGCUACAGUCAGGGUACAACUUGGACUCGCAUGGUGGGAGUCAAUCAUCGGGUCCAGAGGAGCAAGCUGCGCAGGGUCAGGCACUGCAUGGAAGGCGGAGUCGGCCCUGGCUUCUAAGCCCUCGUGAUGCCGAUGGACAUCAAAAUCAAGCGUAGCUGAGAGCACGGUUAGUGGUGCAUCGACACGGCUGGCUUGGGCGACCAGCAGGUAGGAGAUCGGCGUGGACCAGUCGUACCUCAAAGGGUGCAAACAUAGAAUCGUGUACAUCGUCAGAGGACUGUAUAUACAUCAUCAUAUCAUGGAGCUCUCGAGAGAAAGUCAGGC